Messenger RNA from Cuscuta europaea, 3134 nucleotides. The record is from the annotation of a GenBank genome assembly. NCBI's taxonomy places the organism in Eukaryota, Viridiplantae, Streptophyta, Magnoliopsida, Solanales, Convolvulaceae.
GGACAAUCGAACCAAAGCUCACCAGCAAUCUUGACAACAUAAUAGGGAAGCGCGAAUGAGAGCCAUUUGGCUUCCUCUUUGAAUGCAAAUCUUUAACAGAUUUUUCGCGAAGAGAUUGGGGGAAAUAUAAUAAUGGCAGCAUAUGUGGCCCGCAGAGCUCAAGCUAUCAGACUUGUGCGGCAACUGUUUCUGAUGAGAGAGAGAGACAAUGAAGGGGAAUCCAGAGGAAGUGAGAGGAUGACUCUCUCACUCUCCUUUUAUUCCCCCUCUUUCUCUUCACUUUCCUAUUAUUUGUCUUUCCAUGGAUUCUCCACGGCUUUCUUCCAUUGUUCCUGCUCUCCCCUUGUUUACGUGAUUUCUCUCCAGAGAUUCCCUAUCAAGAAACCUCAAGAACAAAAUAAAACAGUGCCUGCUAUCAUUUUCACCUUCUAGUCAAGGCAUUUCAGGUUCUUGUGUCGAAUUUGGCCAUAAAGAUUUGGUUUUUGUAUAUAGAGAAUAAAACAAAUUCUGGGUAUCUGUGAACUGGGGAUUGUGAUGUUGUUUCGCUCUGUUGAGGCGUGGCAUUCUUGAAAAAAAUAACCAUGGGAAUGGGGAUAGUUGUGGAAGAAUUGAGAAAAGGGAAGAUGAAAUGUGGUGAUGGGAAAGAGUAUGAGAAAAGGAUGGAAGAUCAUCAUCCUAUAUUUCCCAGGCUGCAUAUAAGUAAUGCAGAGAGGAGAGGGCCAAAAGCACCUCCAAGGAACAAAAUGGCUGCUCUUAGUGAAAAACAACACCCUGCAAUUUCCUUGCCACCUAUCCCAAUGCUCCCUCUCCCUCUUCCUAAUUCCUCUGCUUUGAGUCAUGAUCUAUACAUAGCCUCUUGACACUGUGGAAUAGUUGAAGCUGGAAAACAGUUGUUCAUAUCAGUCAAAAUCUCAUUCAUAGUUUGCAUAUGAACUUGUGUAGUUCUGAUUUAACAUGCGAUUUUGAGGAAUGCAUUCUGAAUCAUAGCCAAUUAAACGCGUAAAGAUAUUAGUAUUGAUACACUUUUACUAUAUUUAUAUCUUUAUACUAGUAUGUUAUUAUAUACGGACUAUAUGUUUAUACUAUUUAUAUAUAUUUUAUAUAUACGGACUAUGUUACAAUGCUUUUUUUGCAUGAAUUUAUAGUGUGUAAACUCACUUUAGGUAAGGGGUAUUUGUGUGAUGACUAAAUGUACUCAUUUUUUAAAAAGGAGAAGUGUUAACAUCCAUUUCAUCAAAGUAAGUAUUUCUAAAGCUACUUAUUCUGCUUAUUAGCAGAAUAAGCCCAAGUGUACUACCAAUCACUAGAGCUUCAAAAAUUAUUUUAUUUGCAUCUUAUCUGGGGAUGCUACUAGAUUCCUUAAAUUGGCUUUUCUUACUUGUGUUGAUUGCAGGCUGGUUCUCCCUUUUACUAUCCACCUCCCUCAUCCCAUUCUUGCUCUAGUGCCAUUCAUUUUACAAUGGGUGAACCAAGUUUUACAACACCAAGAAAUCUAGAUUUAGCACCACUAAAAUAUGAAUGUUUAAGUGAUAAUAAAGGGGAUUUUCCAAGCACCUCUUGUCAUAGCUUUUCUGCUAUGAAGCUCGAAAAUGGUGGCGGUUUCAAUGCUCAAAAAUUCCCUCACACGGGGAAACACCCAGAAAGUGGAAAUAUUCAGAAAAUAUUGGAAAAAGAAAAAGAUACAGUUUCAAGCUCCAGUUUUUAUCAAAAAAAUCAUAAUAGUUCUGAAAAGGUAAUACAAAAAAUGAACCACUUAGGAAAAGAGAGAUGCAAUCUGGAAGAUGAAUAUGAUGAGGAGUAUGAUGAAUAUGCGAAGAAGGUUAAAACUGAUAAGAAGAGAAGUGCUUCCAUGAUGGAAGAUCAUGAUAAAGAGAUUUCUCAUGCAGACAGAAAUGAGGAAAUCCCUUGCGCCUCGGCUAUAAAUUUGUCCCCUGAUGAUGUUGUAAAAAUUCUAGGACAUAAGCUAUUCUGGAAAGCUAGGAGGACCAUUAUGCAUCAGCAAAGGACCUUCUCACUACAAAUAUUUGAGCUGCAUAGGUUAAUAAAGGUUCAGAAAAUGGUUUCACGUUCUCCAGAUAUCUUAUUCGAGGAUGAUUUAUUUACCAGAAAAUCUCAUAUAAAAUCGCCGUUUUUCACAAAGAAACUACCACCCAACAAUGUUAAUGAACCGCCAACCCCAGUUGUUGAAAGGAGUUCAUAUUCUUCUCAAAAACCAAAAGGCAUUUUGGGUAUUGGAUUAGAGAGCUCGAGAGAGAAGAUGCCAGUUCAUCAAGAACCAUACUUAGGGACGCCAACAUUGACAUCUCCGGAUCAUGAGGCCAAAUCAGGACCUUGGUGCUUCCAACCACCACAUGGAAACCAAUGGCUAGUUCCCGUAAGGUCUCCUUCUGAGGGACUGGUCUACAAACCGUAUUCAGGUCCUUGUCCCCCACCUGGAGGGAUCCUUGCCCCUCUUUACAGUGGUUGUAGGCCAUUGAACCUGUCAUAUGGAAUUGGGCUUUUCUCUAGCCCGCCUGUUGGACAGGCCUACUUUCAACCAUAUGCCUUGCCUGUGAUUAGCCCGUCCGUGCGUGACACUAAUUUGGGCAGGCCUUGUGAAAAGAAGUUAGUAUGUAACAACAUGUCAAAUGGGGCUCAAAGCGGGAUCUUAUCAAAUGGGGCACCGAGUUUGCAGACAGAUAGAGGGAGUGAUCUGCAAGGAAGUACUGCAAGUAGUCCUUCUGAGAGGGUGUUGCCGGACGCGCUCUCUCUUUUUCCCACCAAACCAACAGGUGAAGAUUCAGGCCAACCUGUCCUGAAUCAGAACUGUGGGCAACAAGUUCGCGUGAUCAAAGUUGUGCCUCACAACCCCAACACAGCAUCAGAAUCCGCUGCUCGCAUUUUCAAGUCCAUACAAGAAGAAAGGAAACAGCAUUGACUGUUUAUACAUUCAUAUAUGUGUGAUAUUUUUCAUCUAUCUUUUUAUUAUGUAUACACAUAGCCACAUAGGUACUCAUAAAUACACUAAAUGUAGACUAGUUUUUCCUGGCCAGUGCAGCAGCAAAUGGUUUUAACUGUUGUACUUCGUAUAAUUGUAUUCAUAUCUCUUCAAUGCUCUUUUGAUCUCUUCUCCCAAUUGAUAAGAUUCUGCCAAA